AUGAAGACUUCAACUUUCGCCCUGGCCGCCUUUGCGCCUAUGGUUUUUGCCGCCCGCUUCCAUGAACGACGAACACAUCCUGAGCCUGAGAUGCCCGCAGCACCUGAGAUGCCUGCCAUGGAGCACCCUGUUGCUGCACCGGCUGCCCCAGCUGAGCAUCCAGUAGCCGCUCCCGCUCCCCCUGCUGAGCAUCCCGCUCCUCCUGCUGAGGUCAAGCACCCUGCUGAGGUCGUCGAGGCUCCUGCCAAGGUUGUCCACCCCGGUGUUACCAAGGAGUCCAAGACUGAGAUCAUCAUCAUCUGGCACAACGCCGGAGCUGGUGCCGAGACCACAACCGUCAACGAGAAGGUCACAGUUACUCAGACCAUCACCAAGGGUGGAGAGGUUAUCGAGACUAAGCCUGCUGAGGCUGCCCAGCACACUGUUACCGUUGGUGGCCCUGGAGGUCUUGUUUACCAGCCCGAAGAGCUCCACGAUAUCCCUAUCGGUGACACUGUCGUCUUCGAGUUCCUCUCACAGAACCACACCGUCUCUCAGUCUGGCUUCGACACCCCCUGUGAUGCUAUGGAGGGCGGCAUGGACUCUGGCUUCAUGGCCAACCCCAACAACACUGUGUCUCCUCCCCCCCAGGUUGCUAUGCAAGUCAUGGUCGACACUCCUCUCUGGUUCUACUGCAAGCAGGGCAACCACUGUGGUCAGGGUAUGGUCUUCUCCAUCAACCCCUCAGCUGAGAAGACCCAUGCCAAGUUCAAGGAGAUGGCCAUCCAGCAGAAGGGUGACGGUAAGCUUGCUCCCAUCCAGGGUGGUGAGCCUGCUCCUCCCGCCGCUUCCAAGCCUGCUGAGGCCGCACCACCCGCUGCCGCUCCUCCCGCUGGCACUGAUGCUGCUGCCGCUCCUCCUGAGGCUACAGGAGUUGUUCCUGGCAAGGGCACUGUUGCUCCCGACGGCAGCUGUGUGUGCCACGUUUCUUGCGCCGCUGGUGCUUUCCCUGCCGCGGCCCAAGGCAUCAACUCAUUUGGUGGCAUGGCUGGAGCUAUGCCCUACAACCUUGGCGGUAUUAGCUAA
This is a messenger RNA of Fusarium coffeatum, 1065 nucleotides long. RefSeq lists its product as uncharacterized. Lineage: Eukaryota; Fungi; Ascomycota; Sordariomycetes; Hypocreales; Nectriaceae. The transcript has 2 exons. The record is from RefSeq and is a predicted model, not a curated record. The coding region runs from base 1 to 1065 and encodes 354 amino acids.